This is a messenger RNA of Verruconis gallopava, 2291 nucleotides long. RefSeq lists its product as uncharacterized. The coding region runs from base 191 to 1978 and encodes 595 amino acids. NCBI's taxonomy places the organism in Eukaryota, Fungi, Ascomycota, Dothideomycetes, Venturiales, Sympoventuriaceae. The transcript has 3 exons. Gene Ontology annotation, molecular function: phosphatase activity. The record is from RefSeq and is a predicted model, not a curated record. Gene Ontology annotation, biological process: dephosphorylation.
CUUUCGUUGUUCGCCUUCUAUCAAGCUCUUUUGGCGCCUGAAUUGAGCCAGUGAAUUGCGUCGUUGUCUUUCGCUGUCCCUUGAUUUAGGACAGCUGGACAUCCUGUCUAUCAUACCGUACAAGAAAGCUCCAUGUGAGCUCAUCUGAAGCUAGGAAGAGAGAGAGCGAAAUCCUAGGAGACGAGUCGGCAUGAUGGCGCUUUUUGUCGCUGUGCUGCUCACCAUAUGGGUGAGCUUUGCAGACGCUCAGAACUACACGGUGCAUUCUGCCUUCAUUUUCGCAAACACGGGCGACCGAACACCUCUGCUGGACGUCAACAAUACGCCUGCACUCACUUACCUAGGUGCCCAGCAGAUGGCCAACCUGGGCGCAUAUUUCCGCAGAAGGUACAUCGGGGCUGGCGAUGUCAACCCGCUGGUCGGAUCGACCAUGCUGGAUGGCCUCUCAAGCUGGAGGGUUAACAAUGACGCGGUGUUUGUGCAGGCCGUCGACUCUCAGUACACAGUCGCUUCGGCGACGGCGUUCAUGCAGGGUCUGUACCCGCCAUACACUCUCGGCGCCGCGAACCAGAGCUCGAUCUUAGACCCGAGCGCGAUUACCAGCAAUGGAACGUAUAUCGAGGCACCCCUCAAUGGAUAUCAGUAUGCUGUAGUCAAUACAGUUGGCUCAACCGACCCCUACGUCAUUUACCUGACCGGAACGAACAACUGCCAGAGUUUCGGCGAUUCUGCACAGGCUUACUACAGCUCCGAGACCUUCAACAACACUGAAGAAGCUGUCCAAACACUGUACCAAAGCCUUGGACACGCCGUUUUGAAUGGCGUGAUACCGCAGGAUCAGUGGUCCUUCGCCAAUGCCUACUUGAUCUACGACUACAUUAGCUACCAAUACAACCAUAAUUCGACCGCCUACGAUAUCCUUUCGGGACCAGGUUAUAAAGAUAGCUACGACCAGCUUUACGGACUGGCUUCGGAGAAGCAAUGGGAAAUAUAUGGUGACCAAUCCGUUUCCGGUCUAUUUGCUGGAGAUAAGAUUCGCACCAUAGGUGGCCAGACGCUUGCUGCUAGGGCCGCAGGCUUGUUACUGAACAAUAUCGACACCGGCGGUUCGAGCACGAAAAUCAGUUUGGCCGUUGGCGAGUACGACGUCAUGAUGGCGCUUUUCUCGCUCCUCAGCCUCCAAGACAUCGACACCAACUUCGAAUACAUUCCACCUUUUGCGAGUGCGUUCGCUUUCGAGCUCUUCUCAUACGAGAACGAGACCUCGCUUGGCACGUACCCAGACACAGACAGCCUCUGGGUUCGCUUCCUGUACAUCAACGGUUCUCUCACCAACGACAAUCCGAACCCCAGCAUUCAGGCGUAUCCGAUCUUCUCACGUGGCCCUAGCGAGACAGACAUGAAAUGGAACGACUUCUUUAACGCCAUGGUCAGCAUCGGCAUGGAGAACGUGGGAGACUGGUGCGUGACGUGCAACGCGAAUAGCGUCUUCUGCCCGGCCUUCACAGACUCGACGGGCAGCUCAGGUUCAAGCUCGUCUUCGCGCGGCAAAUCGAGCGUGUCGCCGGCGGUGGCGGGCGUGAUCGGUGCGGUCGUCACGCUCGCCGUCGUGGGCCUUCUUCUUGGCCUGGCCAUGCUGCUCGGCGGCGUCCGUUUCCACCGCAACCCAAGGAGCAGGAAACGCGAUCUGGGCGGCUUCAAGGGUUCGGCCAAGCUCGCGUCCGACGCCGACCUCCAUCUCCCCAAGAACGCAGCUCCGGUCGGAGUCGUCGCGACCGAGGUCGCCAACGACCAGAAACGAGGCCACGAGCGCGUGGGAAGCUGGGAGAUGGACAAGAAACCGGGCCGCGACACGUUCUCGAGCCUCGGUGGCGCCACGGUCAAAGGAGACGACUACGGAGCCAAGUCGAGCUUGGAGGAGGAGCGCGACGGGAUCAGCCCGUUCAGCGCGCCUGUUCAUCCGCGCGAAAGCAUUUGAGCGAAACAGCAACAUCGCCUCGGGCCAAGCGGCUGCUUUUCGGUCACGCAAACUUUCACUAUGGGCUUUGGGUUUUUGUCCAUCUUGAUCUGUAGGGUUCGAAUGCUCGGCGUUCUGCGGAAGGAGAUCAGCAAACAAUUAUGAUACCACACACUCACUCCCGUGAAAGGGUCGAGUCUUAGACAUUUAUUGCACCUUUAAUUUUUUUUCCACCACUUUGCCGAUUGUAUCGUAGCCUUGCGCAACAAUCUACUUCUUGUACAUAGAACACCACUUGCAUAUGACGUUGAAUUUAAAAAUGGAGCGAGCCUAA